AUGGAGACGGAGGGUUACCGGUGCCGUAGCAGCCGGUACAUCGAAAGCGGACAGUCGGCGGUGCCCGGUUCGGUGCUGUUCGCCGCCGGGCUUGUGGGUAACGUGCUGGCGUUACUGCUGCUGGGUCAGCACCGACGGCGUUCCCGCUCUCCCGGCGGUCGCCCACCGCGGGUCUCCGCUUUCUACGUGCUGGUGAGCGGGCUGGCCGUUACCGACCUGCUGGGCAAGUGUUUGCUCAGCCCCAUCGUGCUGGCCGCCUACGCUUACAACCGCAGCCUCAGCGAACUGGGACCCGGCGGGCGCGGCGAAGGCGAGCCGGGCGUCCUCUGCCAGCUCUUCGCCUUCCUCAUGGCCUUCUUCGGGCUGGCGCCCACCCUGCUGCUGCUGGCCAUGGCGUUGGAGUGUUGGCUCUCUCUGGGGCAUCCCUACUUCUAUCGGCGGCAUCUCACCCGGAGGUUGGGUGCCGCCUCGGUGCCGGCGGCGGCCGGGCUCUGCGCCCUUUUCUGCGCCUUGCCGCUGCUGGGUUUCGGGGUGCCCAUGCAGUACUGCCCGGGGACGUGGUGCUUCAUCCGCAUGGCCGGCGGUGGGCCGCGGCAGCUCGCCUUCCCCGUCCUCUACGCCAGCCUGAUGGGUCUCUUGGUCUUGGCCAUCGGCGCCUGCAACGUGAGCAGCAUGCGGCACCUCUACGGCAUGGCCCGGCGGCAGCCCCGACGUGGACCCCCCCCCGACACCGCCCCGCGCAUGGAGGAGCUCGACCACCUCAUCCUGCUGGGGCUCAUGACCGUCCUCUUCACCAUCUGCUCCCUGCCGCUCAUCAUCCGGGCGUACAUGGGGGCCUUUGCCGCCGAUUUCAACGAGGACGCUGACCUCAGCGCCCUGCGGUUUCUCUCCGUGAACUCCAUCGUGGACCCCUGGGUCUUCAUCAUCUUCCGCACCUCCGUCUUCCGCACGUUCGUCCGCAGGCUUUGCCGGAGGUUGAAUUCCCGGAAAGCCACCCUGAAAGGACCUGACCCGGGGGGGGACAACCAGUUCUGUCCCCUGGGCUGGCGCAGGACAGACACCCCCCAGCUCGGCUUCCCCUGA
Haliaeetus leucocephalus (bald eagle) is the source of this 1083-nucleotide messenger RNA. RefSeq names its product prostaglandin D2 receptor (DP) (gene PTGDR). Gene Ontology annotation, molecular function: prostaglandin D receptor activity. The transcript is spliced from 2 exons. Gene Ontology annotation, cellular component: plasma membrane. Lineage: Eukaryota; Metazoa; Chordata; Aves; Accipitriformes; Accipitridae. Bases 1 to 1083 code for a protein of 360 amino acids. The record is from RefSeq and is a predicted model, not a curated record. Gene Ontology annotation, biological process: G protein-coupled receptor signaling pathway; positive regulation of cytosolic calcium ion concentration; inflammatory response.